Archocentrus centrarchus (flier cichlid) is the source of this 5983-nucleotide messenger RNA. It is a transcript of the gene adamtsl5, whose product is annotated as ADAMTS like 5. The transcript is spliced from 13 exons. The coding region runs from base 703 to 2385 and encodes 560 amino acids. Gene Ontology annotation, cellular component: extracellular matrix. Gene Ontology annotation, biological process: proteolysis; extracellular matrix organization. Gene Ontology annotation, molecular function: protein binding; metalloendopeptidase activity. Lineage: Eukaryota; Metazoa; Chordata; Actinopteri; Cichliformes; Cichlidae. The record is from RefSeq and is a predicted model, not a curated record.
GGACACAACAGCAGCACCAGCACCGUGGACAAGUGGGACACCGCCGGUGGCCCUCCGCGCUCUUGCUUCGUCGUUUCUGCUGCUCUGUGUGCGCACUUUUGCUCCGGCUGGACUGAGAGGAAGGUCAGAAAUAAAAGAGAAGAAGCUGCCACUGGCGCUACCUGCUGCUACGACAUUGAACUCAGCCGCGCAGGACAGAAGUGAAAAAUCACCUGCCGGGAGGCAAAAGUAAAUGCUUAAACACUUCUAGGACUAAAUUUGACAUGUUUCUCGUGUGAAAAAUGUUCUAUGUGGCUGAUGGUUUAUGAGAAACACAUAAAAAAGAAAAAGAAUCUUCAUGUCAAGAAAAAAAAUGACUUUUUUGCACCUGAGUGUCCAGCAGAAGUGGGGCUUUUUUUCAGACUUUAUUUGUAACUGAUGUCAUGUGUUUUGGGAAGUGGAACACAGCUGUUUGGAUGGACAAGCGCUGCAGCUGAGAGAGAGAGAGAGAGAGAGAGAGAGGCAACAAUUCAUUUAAAGCGUCCCUUAAAAAUAGCGAAGAAAAGAACGAAGAAGCCUCCAGCAGACAGAGAUAUGGACGGUAGUGCUGGGUCUGAAAUCCGUGUGUCGGCAGAUUGGAUGCACAGUGCGUCUGAGCCGUGGCAAUUUACACCAUGAGAGAGAAUCCAAACUGUACCUGAGUCCACUCCACUAGGAUCUACGAUGUCCUCGGUCCAGACGAGGAAGCUGACUCUUUGCCAGGCCCUGACCUUUGUCCUCCUGCUGGUCGUUCCCGUCUGCCUGUCCUCCCUGCAGAGUCCCUCCUGGAUUUCUGUGUGGGGUCCUACCAGUGAAGAUUCAUCGGUGCAUUCAGCUCGUGAACGGCGGCAGCUGCACUUCAGAAAUGAGUGGGCAACAUGGAGCGGCUGGUCUGUGUGCUCACGCAGCUGCGGGGGCGGAGCCUCUGUGCGGUCGCGCACCUGCAUCACAAGGAACCCAGUGGGUGGACCGUGUGCAGGAGAUCCCAGACAAUACAAGAUCUGCAACACCAAGGAGUGUCCCCCAGGCUCCGAGGAUUUCCGAGAGAUGCAGUGUGCUGCCUUUAAUGACAGGCCGCUGGUGGCUGGAAACUCCUUCAGAUGGACCACCUUUCAUGGAGGCUCUAACCCCUGUGAACUCAGCUGUUUGGCCUUUGGUCAUAACUUUUACUACAACUUUGGCCGUGUGCUCGAUGGCACAGCCUGUGACAAGGAGUCAGGAGCGGUGUGUGUCAACGGACGCUGUCUGAAGCCUGGCUGUGACUUCAUCUUUGGCUCAAAGCAGCAGGUGGAUGCUUGCAUGGUGUGUGGCGGACACAACACCACCUGCCUGCACCACAAGAGUGUGUACCAGAGCAACAGUCUGGAGGCAGGUGGGCCUUUUGGAUACAAUGAAGUGGCCAUGAUACCUGCUGGAGCAACAUACAUCCGAGUCACAGAUAACAGCAGGAAUUAUCUUGCCCUGCAGAAUGGACGUUCCCAGUUUGUGAUUAAUGGAAACUGGAAGAUCAGUGUUCCAGGCGAGUACAACGUAGCUGGGACUAAGCUGGUUUAUCGGCGCUCAGCAGAUACCUGGGAGAGCUUCGAGGUGCCAGGACCGACCCAGGAAGACCUUCACCUAAUGGUUCUGGCAACAGACAGAAACCCAGGAAUCGAGUACGAGUAUUGGCUGCCACCAGACCAAUAUGCCCUCUACCACGGGAGGAGGAGCCCACUGCGACAGGCUCACCACACUGCCAGCUACCUACCCUGGAAUCAGCCCACUACUUCAGCCACAACCACCACUACCACUACCAGGCCUCCACCAAACACCCCCCACCCUCACUGGUUUUUACAGCCAGUGAAGCCACCCCACCAAUCUCCUCACCACAGUCGCCGCCAGCAUCCUCACCAGCCCAUCCUGCCUCGCCUGGAGCGAGAGGAGAACCAUAGAAAUCUCCUCCCUCAGCCCUCACCUGGAAGGCACUGCAGAAAAUGCCAGCGAGUUAAAGGUCGAAGGGAACGCCAGAGACAGUACUGCCAGAAGGACUUUGUUUUCCGGGCCAGAGUUCUUGGGAAGCUCUACAGAGGUGAGGAGACUCGUUAUGAUGUCCAGAUCAUCCACACCUACCGGAACCGAUUCCGCCUGGAGCACCGGGAGUUCCUGUGGGUCCCUAAUGUGUGCGACUGCCCUAACCUAGAUAUAGGGAAACAGUAUAUCUUCAUGGUGCGACGUCACAUUAACUAUGAGCACACAUUAAACCGCAUUCUGCUCGAAGAGGAGAGCUAUGUGGUGCCAUACAGACCCAGAGAGGAUGAACUGCUGAGGCCGCUUGAAAGGCUCUGCAGCAACAGAGGACCCAAACAGCCAGCAGAACUGAGGGGAUGAGUGUUAUCACACACUGUGCAGUGAGACUGUGCAUAUUAGAGGAUGAAGGUCAUACUGAAACUUCAUUCAUUCACAAUAUUUAUGGAUCUUUAAACCACCAUCAGAUUCCUUGUAUGUUUGGAUUAAUUCCAGGAACAAUUUAAGUCACAUUAAAAACCUGGAAAGACUCCACAAUUAUUUAAAAACCCGACCAGCUUACUGUACCAUUUAGAGCACUUUAGGUGAUGCUUGUGCCACCUUUAAAAACAUACCAAAGAGAAGAACAUUGACUGAAGUGGCCAUUUUGUUUUGGCUGUUUUCCACAGCUAUCAUAUAUUUUUAUAUUGUAUUUGUGUUUGUGUUUGCCUAAAAGAAAAAUCCACCUGGAAAAGCAACUACUUUUAAUUCUACUGAAAAUAAUUUUCUCUUUUUCUUUCGCAUACUUCUAAAGAUAAGUUUAAACACAUCAAGGAUAAAGUAUUGAUAUGUGUUUCUCAGUCCAUCCGGCUGUGUUGCAGUCACAGACAGGAUAAAGCACGGAUGUAGCUUCCAAGACGGAAAAAUGAAGCCAAUGCGGAAAUGCCUAAAAACUUGCAUUUUGUCUGAAGGCCACCAGAUGGUGAUGGCUGUGGCUCCAAAAAGACUUCUGAUCCUGUAGAACUCUAUGGGAAAAUGGCACACUGACCUCUGUAAACACCUCCUUGGUGAGUUUAUGGGCUCAGCCACUCAUUUUGGGUCAUACUGAAUAAAAAAAUUGAAUCUGUUUUAUAAACAUGGGUUAUACCAUGUUUAUAAAAUAGGAAAUUAUUUGUGGUAUGAAACCUCCAGCUCACGGGCUAACAAGUUGCCAAUCACAAGUUUUGCAGCCAUAUCUAUUGCCAUCUGAUGGCCUUCAGGUAGAAUAGAGGUUUAAGGCACUUCUGCAUUUUCCUGAGGUUCAUUGCACCAUUGAGGCAGUAAUUUAUAUUAGAGAUGAUCAAGGUUAUUAGCAAGAACAAUCUCUGAAAUGGGUUUUAAAAAUAGAGCUGUCAAUAAAUAUUCUAAAUUCAACUAUAAGAUCAAAUAAAAAGUGAAAAUUAACAUUUCAUUGUUAAAAAGGGGACAGAAUGCAAAGCUGGGUUCCAAUAUUUAAGUUUUCAGGCUCAAAUGCUGGGGGGUUAAUGGGCGCUAUGUCACCUGUAAUACUGUGUGGCAAGGUCAGUACAGCUGUGUGGAGUAGGUGCUGCUCUCCUGCUUUAGAUUUCAAAUACACUGCUGCUUAUUUGAAGAGAGAGUGGAGAAUGAUUUAGACUACCAUAAUUAACCAUAAUUAGUGAAUAUGAGUAUUAGUAUUAGAAUAUCAGCUGAACAACUGAAGGUAAAUUAUUUCAGAGCAUUUGUCUGUUUUUCUUUUUGAAAUAAGUUAUUGGGAUUUCAGGAGCAGGAGCACACCUUAUACAUUCCCCUUCCAGUUCCAUGACUGUAUAUGCUGUCCUGCACAUUUUUGUGCCCCCCACCACUCACGUGUACCUGGGGAUCUGCCUGACCCAGGAGCUGCUGCCACUCCUCACUGAUGCCCUCCCAAACUGUAGUCUAUCAAUCUAAUUGAGGAUGUGGUUCCUGCUAGUUCAUUUAUUUUUUUAAAUCCUCUUUCAUUCCUGUAGCUCUUUCAGCCUAUAUUUUGAUGUGAUUAAAGCUCCGUGCAUGGAGGAAAGGAUAAUUGUUUGAUGGACAGAGUUCAUUAGGGCGUUGAAUGUCCAUUCUUUACAACUUAUCAUAAUUAGUUUCUGAUUUUUCCAGCAUGGAGGUAUGUAAAUAUUUAAAAAGACAUGUUUAUGUUUAAGUCAUAGACUGGCCACCUUUCCAAACUCACUGUGCAACUCCUUCUCAGACAAUAGACCAGAAUAUAAUGCAGAUAGUAACUUUACUAGUCUAACCUUAUAUGUUAAAUUUAACUCCAACACUGAUGUGUCCUUAUAGCACAUGCAACCUACAGCUGAGUGCAGAAAGUUCAGGUACAUUUUCUGGAGGGAAAAAUUUGAAACAGCAAUCAACAGAAUGAUUUGGAUUUUUCAUUUAUCUUUAACUUCUGAUCUCUAACAUACAUAUUGCUUCACAGUGUAUUUAUGUAUGAAAAAAUAAGCUUAAAUCAUAAUACAUUUGUAAUAUCUUUCAUAGCAUUGCUUAUUUGGAGUAUUCAUUUUUUAUAGUGUGUUAAACCAGGUCUCCUCUUUUUACAGGAACGAAAUGUUGAAAUAUACAGUAUUUUAUUGUGUAGCGCUAUUUAGCUACAAAUAUACUAAAGUAUCAUUUGUUUUAAGAACACUUGCAAUGUGUUAAAUGGGGGAGGCUGCGGCUCAGGAGGUAAAGCAGGUCAUCUAAUAAUCUGGAGGGUUGGUGGUUCAAUCCCUGGCCACUCCAGUCUGCAUGCCAAAGUAUCCAUGGGCAAGAUACCGAACCUCGAGCCACUCCCAGUGCAUUCACCAGAGUGCGAUUGUGUGUGAAUGUUAGAUAGGAAGCUGGAAUGUGUGUGUAAAUGGGUGAAUGAGGCAUGUUGUAUAAAGCACUUUGAGUGCUCAUGUAGAUUAGAAAAAUAUUAUAUAAAAACCAGUCCAUUUACCAUUUAAAUUCUGUGCCUUGUGUUAUGGAUUCAAAAUAUAUUUGCUUUAAAACCUCAUAUACUGUAUGUACAUGUGCCAAAGAGACUAUAUAGUGUGCAAAUAACUAUGAAAUAACUCUUUUUAAUAUAAAGUUAUUCACAAAAAGCAACCACUGAAGAAAAGCUAAUUUCAUGUAUGUUUGGAAAUGACAAACCACAAAAUAGUAACAUUUGUAAGAAAACAGUGUAUUUACAAAAAAGAGGAAAACUCUUUACAUCUACAACAAAGGAAGCAUUACAUUAAACAGUGGACAAUGUCAUUUUACACAUAGAUUUUUUUACUAAGCCGGAUUCCUGCUCAUUAACUGAAUGGAAGUCAUCACAGACACUCGGCUCAGUUUCCCUUCACUCGAAUGGGGAGUAGUGGAAGCCAGUUCUCACACUAGCAUCAACAAGACCUUUUGGGGGCGUGUAGUGGGGCUAUCUAUACCAAACUCAGUCUUGCAGACAUGAUUACUUCAUCUGAAGGCGUGAGACAGAAAACUUCUAUCCCCUUUUUAUUGUACUUUUUAAGUACUCCUGGUUUCAACUUUUGAAGUUUUUAAAAAUUGCAUUAUAAUUUACAAAAAUAACAUAAAAUGUAAACAAGAAAUAACCUUAUCUGAAUGAUAGUACUCAAUACAGAAGUGAAUUAUGUACAGCAAGCAAUUGUAAAGUCUGCUGUGCCAUUUUUAACAUGUCUUCAGUUAAGCUUUGAACACCACCAUACGUUUCUGCUUAGCUGCCUCUGAGUUGUUCUGGUAAACAUUCUGUCAGACUGUGAAACAAUGCAGACAUUAUAUGUAUAUUUGACAUCAUAAUCUUGGACACUUCCGAUUUUAUUUAAACACAUGAACAAAUCUUUCUUUGGGUUUGGGUGGGAGAUGAGAAUGAAGAACUGCAAGUGGGAAGCUGUGACUGGAUUACAAGAAGCAAUUCACUUGGUCCUGUUUGUACAUCUUCUGGUUUUGUUGACACUACAUGAAAUAAAGCUCACAUUGU